Messenger RNA from Spodoptera frugiperda (fall armyworm), 3291 nucleotides. RefSeq names its product transcription factor SPT20 homolog. The record is from RefSeq and is a predicted model, not a curated record. The transcript is spliced from 2 exons. Bases 198 to 1913 code for a protein of 571 amino acids. NCBI's taxonomy places the organism in Eukaryota, Metazoa, Arthropoda, Insecta, Lepidoptera, Noctuidae.
UAUACAAUCAGUGGCUGUUUGGGAGCCGCGCGGGCGCAACAGCAGCGGUGGUCGACGGAGCGAGGUGUUCUCACGCAGGCGCAGUAUACGCAGAUACCGGGCCGCAUCCACACGUGCGACAACCACCUGGCUUUGUCGUCGCCGACAUACACGUUGCUGUAACAUAGUGCUACAAGUGAAGCUCGAGAGCCGGCAACAUGCGCCCAAUGCUGGCGUUGAUACUAUUUUCUCUGUUCUCACUGAGUUUGGCUGGAGAUACUACUACUGAAAGUUACAAUGAGCAGUUUAACACGAUAGAACCAAAACCAUCGGUACGUUUGGAUCCAUACAUACGAAAAGCCUUACUUAAAGCUCUCAGUGAACUUGAAGAGUCUACCACAGGAACUGAACUUCUUGAUGGAACCACAGGCUUAGAUUCAGACAGUUAUACUACCGGAGAAGAAGCACCUGAAGCUCAGACAGAUAAAGAAGGGAUACAAAUUCAUUCAUUUAUAGUCAACGGACAAGCCGCUUUUACUAACAAUUCCACCAACGUACCCACCAUAGUUGACAACAAUAUAUCUAUAUUGAGCACUACGGCAGGUAAUGUUGAAAGUCAAGUCACAGCGACUUUACCAACAUCGGCUCCAUUUCCUGAAAUAUUUCAAACAAAAGGUGACAACAAUUUAUUACAAACAAGAAGUAUAGCUAGUGCCUCUAAAUCUAGCACUGAAAACAGUGCCAGCAUCAAAAAACCGACAAUUAAACCCAUAACUUCAACAACAACAACAACAACGACCACGACUACUACAACGACCACUACGCCGAAACCGACCCACAAUGAAGACGGAGAAAAUAUUGAAGAAGUCGAUAAACGUGACGUUCAAGUCUAUCAAGCACCUUUAGUUGCGGCCUUUACAGUUCACCAGGAUCCACAAGGUCUACCGAAAAAAGUAAUACCACUUUAUCAACAAACAUCUAGUCAAAACUUUAUGAGGCCGCUACCUGUUACGAAUUUGGCAUCUGGAGUUUUACAUUCUCAACCUCUAGGUUCAAUCAUUCCAAGUGUAAAUUUGAAUCAAAUACCCCAAUCAGAUUACAUAAACCAACAGAUAUUAUUACAAAGACAACUCGAAGAGAAGCAAAGAAUUCUUGAGGAACAACUACGAUUCUUACAACAGCAACAAAGACAACAAGAAGAACUUCUAAGGAAACAACAAUUUCUUUUACAACAAAAGGAAGCACAGCGACAGCAAAUUCUUUUGAAUUCUCAGAAGUUCCAGGCACAGAGUUCUGUUAAUAAUUUUCAAGUCCAGAAAAAUAUUCCUCAGAACCAAUUUGUGAAUGCGCCAAUAAGAUCUAACGGUCAGGUAACUAUUCAACCCAGUGUACCAUUAGAAGCGAGUAGCACAGUUACAAACCAACAGUUACCAAAUCGUGAAGCUGUCGAUUUUCUCAUACAUCUGCACAGUCAACAGCCUGAUCAGUUUCCAUUACAGGAAAACCAUUUGCCUCAAGGAAUCAGCAACUUUCUACAUCCCACCUCAGGUCAAAACUUUCACCAAGGAUUAAACUUUAAUCAAGUUAGAGGUGUCAACGAUCAGUUUGGCCAACAAAAACAAAACCAUCGGGUAUUCCGACAAGAUAGUGGUGUCGGUAAUUUUGGUUUGAAUAACCAAAACUAUAAUACAUUUAACACUUUUAAUCCAAUUCAUACGAAUCGUUUCUUUCCUAUAAAUGGCCGUGUCAACUAUAACAACGCUGAUGCCGAAUUGAAACAACUGCUCGCUCAAAAUGGUUUACACGGCAGGAAUCAAGAAGAUUUAAACAUUGUAUCAAAAGUUUUAUCAUUGAAUCAUGGUGUGGCUGUAACUAACAAUAUCUCUAAUAGAUUAGCCUACGACAGUCGGAGGCAUGUAAGGCCGCUUAUUUAAUCAAGAAUUGUUUCAACAUUUAAAAUAACUAGUUAAGUAUAAAGGAAAGAAAUUUUUGAGUUCAAAAUUAUUGUAUCACCGUUAAGGCAGCAUUAUUUUGGAGAAUUUACAAUUAAUUUGGCGUUAGAAUCAUGUUUGUAAUGAUUUUAAAUCUCAUACUUUUAAAACACAUCUUUGAACAAUUACAAAAUUUUCAUAUUAAGACAAAAUAACCAAAGAAACACAGAAACAUAAAGUAUUUUAAAAAUAACAGAACGUCGCGCCGUUAUACCAGUCUUCUACGCUGUUUUAUUAUAGAUUAAGUUAAUUAUUUAUUUUACUGUAUAAUAUGUUAUAUGAACUGCCAUAAGUAGUAUAAUUAAGAAAAUGAUGACAGUAAUGGUGCAGCUUUAUAUAUAUAACGGACAAUAUCGUUAUAAUGUAGAAUACCUGUCCUAUAACACGCAUUCUGUGUCACUGCAGGUCACAUUUUAAAUAUCGUUUAAAGCAUUUCACCACUCCACAGGCACGAAAAAAAUUCAAUUCAAUCAAGAUCAUAUUAUAACCUUGGUAAAUAAAUAUCCAGUAGCUGAUUUUAGUAGGUAUCUAUCUAAAUAAACAGAAUGACAUAAUACAUAAUAAUUAUGUUGCAACCAAAUAUAAUGGUCGUGACUCUGAAAUAGACGUACCUAUGUACCUACAAUGAUUCAUAAAAAUAUGUAGUAGGUACCUAAUGAAUAAUUAAUGUAGUACACGAAUGCACUUUAUUAUUAUUGCAAAUUGUUAAAUUUUCAGUGUAAUAAUUUUAAACAUGUUAAAAAACAAAACUGUGUACUAAAAUUUGAAUAAUCGUUGAGUACCUACUUACUCUUAAUUAUUUUAUAAGUUUAACUUUAAGUAUAAGUACUUAUAUUAAGUUAAUUACAUUUAUUAUUAUUUUAGCCAAACUACAAUUAAAUAAACAUCUCUCCCUACAAUUAGAUGUAAGUAUCUACAGUAAGUUGCAUUAAAGAAGUUGAGAAAACCGAGAGAAAUCUCGGUUAUCUUUAAUCGAAGUUAUUUCAAACAUAAAAAGGUCUUCCCAUCCCAUUAACGAGCAUUAUGGUAAAUUAUGAUCAUGUAGAUUAUGAUGUCAUCUAAAUUAAAUACGUAGAAAGCAUUCUCAACAUUUUAUGACGAUAUUAUUGUUAACCAUCUCUCGACCUACUUGGUUACUAAAGUAUAAAUUUGUUUGUUCUAAUCAAAUUUAAGAUUUAAUUUAAAUAGUUUACUGCAUGCAUGAGUCGUAAAACGAAUUACCAUCGUGUCGUCGUGAAUAAAAUUGUUAUAAAUAGAUAGAAGUCAUAUAUAGGUUUAAAUAUUGAUAAUAACCUGUGUAAAUAAACGUCUUUCAAAUGUU